AUGAGUGCCACUACUACCACUGCGUCGGCAACAACCUCGCCCAGCAGCACAGCAACAUGCAUCUCCAUGACUCCAAACAAUGUCGGCUACGUGCCACCUGAAGGAUGCGGGAAUAUCCUAUUGUACGAAGCCAGCUUCGCUGCUGCCGUCUUAUUCGCCGUUCUAUUCGGCCUCACCACCAUUGUCCACAUAAUCCAAGCUUUCAUGUACAAAAAGCGCUACGCCUGGGUCCUGAUAAUGGGCUCACUAUGGGAACUCCUUGCCUUUAUAAUGCGCUCCCUCUUCGCCAAGCACCAGAACAAAGAAGCCUACAACACCCCGUUUACAAUCCUCUUCCUGCUGGCUCCCAUCUGGGUAAACGCCUUCCUGUACAUGACGCUCGGCCGCCUAAUUUACUUCUUCAUUCCCGGUGCGCGCCUCUGCGGGAUCCCCGCGCGGCGCUUCGGCCGCAUCUUCGUCUGGCUCGAGAUCCUGGCGUUUAUCGUGCAGCUUGUCGGCGCGAUGUUCACGACUGAUUCCGAGGCAUCAACAAAGACGAUUAUGCGUGGUGUGCAUAUCUAUAUGGGGGGAAUUGGAUUGCAGGAGUUCUUUAUUCUGGUUUUCACUGGGUUGUUUAUUCAUCUGCAGCGGAAGAUUAGUGAGAUGGAGCGGGGAUCCCACCUGAACAGCGAUCCCACCUUCGCCGAGAAGAUACACCGCGGCGUCAUGCCCUGGCGCUGGCUCUUCUACGCCAUCUACGCAGCCCUCUUCCUUAUCACGGUCCGAAUCGCGUUCCGGCUCGCGCAGUACGCGCGGGGGACGGACGUUGAUAACCCUGCGGUCCGGUACGAGUGGUUCGAGUACGUGUGGGAUGCGGCGCCGAUGUUUAUUGCGCUUGUUGUGCUGAAUGUUGCUCACCCGGGGCGGGUCCUAACUGGCGACGGUAGUGAGUUUCCGCGGGUAAGUCGGGCGGAGAAGAAGAGGCUUAAGCGGGAGAAGAAGGAGACUAAGGCUGCGGAGAAGGAGGCAAAGAGGAAGCGGAAACAUUACAGGAAACAUGGGAGUGAUGGGAUUGAUAUGCUUGAUGUGCAGGAGAGGGGAGUUGCUGGUGGUCCGAUAUAA
This is a messenger RNA of Aspergillus calidoustus, 1101 nucleotides long. The record is from the annotation of a GenBank genome assembly. NCBI's taxonomy places the organism in Eukaryota, Fungi, Ascomycota, Eurotiomycetes, Eurotiales, Aspergillaceae.